AUGGCGGAAAGUGACCGCGAGGGAUUCAAUUAUGGAAAAUAUGGCGAGGGCUAUUCUGCCUCUACGGAAGUCAUCCGAGAGCAAGAGUACCCUAAUCUGAAUAGUAUGCCCCCUUCCUUGAUACCAUUCCGAUCCACCUAUACUGAUUAUCAUCCUUUACGGGGCACAGAGACAAUUUAUCUUGAUCAUGCCGGUACAACAAUUUAUGCCAAGUCAUUGAUCACGGCGUUCUCGCGUGAGAUGAAUUCCAGUCUGUUUGGAAAUCCCCAUUCAAUGUCUCUUUCUUCGCAAUUGUCCACACGGCGGACAGAAGAGGUGCGAGCACGGGUCCUCCACUUCUUUAAUGCUAGCCCCGAGGAGUUUGACGUGGUUUUUGUGGCAAACGCGACAGCUGCUAUCAAAUUGGUAGCCGACUCGUUUCGGGAUUGUGAUUCUCGGGGUUUCUGGUAUGGGUAUCAUGUUGACUCUCAUACCAGUGUCGUUGGUGUCAGGGAAGUUGCCGAGAUGGGUUAUCAAUGCUUUCAAGAUGUCGAUGUGGAUGCUUGGAUCGCCGAGUUAGGCACAGCUCAGCUAAAAGCACCCAGACUGUUCGCAUUCCCAGCCCAGUCUAACAUGAACGGUCGACGUCUCCCAAUCCGUUGGUGUGAGCAGAUUCGCUCCGCUGCGAAUGAAACAGGGAACGUAUUCACUCUUCUUGAUGCUUCCUCGUUUGUGUCGACCGCUCCUCUCGACCUAGGUAAAGCAACCGAUGCUCCUGACUUUACGGCAUUGAGCUUCUACAAGAUCUUUGGGUUCCCUGAUCUCGGAGCGUUGAUUGUCCGAAAAAGCGCGGCCCACAUUCUCGAACGACGAAAGUUCUUUGGCGGGGGCACAGUAGAUAUGGUGAUAGCAACCGGAACUCAGUGGCAUGCAAAAAAAGAAAGCUCGAUUCAUGCGCAGCUUGAGGACGGAACUCUUCCUUUUCACAGCAUUAUCGCGCUGGGUGCCGCCAUUGACACUCAUAAACGUCUGUACGGGUCCAUGGCAAAUAUUUCUGCCCACACUGGGUUCCUCGCUAAGCGAGUCUAUGAUCGACUCUCUGCAAUGGCACAUUUCAAUGGCUCCAAGGUCUGUCAGAUCUACCAAUCAGGCUAUGCAAACCCAGCUUUGCAGGGCCCGAUCAUCGCUUUCAACCUGAGAAAUAGUCGAGGGGAAUGGAUUCCAAAGACCGAGGUAGAAAGUCUAGCCACAAUGCAGAAUAUCCAACUACGUUCUGGAUCAGUGUGCAAUCCUGGAGGAACGGCCUUCUCUCUUGGAUGGACCAGCCAAGAGCUGCGCCGUCAUUAUGCCGCUGGUUUGCGAUGCGGCGAUGAUCACGACUUGUUAGAUGGCCGGCCGACUGGCAUUGUCCGUGUCAGCCUGGGGGCAAUGACCAACCUGAAGGAUAUUGACUCGCUGAUUGAUUUCAUCGAGAAGUUCUAUGUUGAAAAGGUGCCUCCAUUGGUCUCACUGACUCCUCCCCUGGGUAAAGACACCCUGUUCGCUCCUCACUUUUAUGUUGAAAGUGUCAUCAUAUUCCCCAUCAAAGGUUGUGGCGCAUUUAGAGUCCCUGAAGGUCAAAGUUGGGAAAUCAAAAAAGAAGGAAUCGCAUGGGAUCAGGAAUGGCAUCUCAUCCAUGCUGGGUCUGGUGUGCCUAUGAAUCAGUGGGAGCACCCUCGGAUGGCUCUCAUAUGUCCCUCUGUUGAUGUUGACCGCAACAUACUUCGCAUCACCUGUGCCGCCAAGGCUGCAAAUGACGAACUAAGCCUUGAAAUACCUCUUACAUGGAGCCGCACAUGCAUGGGUACGAUGACUACUCCAGUUCGUUCGAGUUGCCAAAAACGGCCGGUCAGUGCCCACGGAGAUCAGUCGUGUCUUCGCGCCUACGCCUCCCCCGUGGUUUCGGCGUUCUUUUCCAAUUACUUGGGGGUAUCUUGUACACUCGCACGGUUUUCCUCACAGGACGCAGGCCAAGCUAUGCAACGACCACACCUUGGCGACACUUGGAAAGAUCGCUUACGGAGAUUCACCAGGCUCGGACUCCUCUCCUCCACUGAUCAAUUCCCCGGAGAGCUUGGCCAAAAAUAUCUGGCCGUGUCCAGAGAAACGGCCAUUUUGAUUAUUUCCAGGUCUUCACUCAAUUUUUUGAACCAGAAUAUCAAGGUCAACACCAAAUUUACAUCUAGAAUCGGCGGAAAUUUCACUGCAGAUGUAUUGCAGGGCAACAUUGUGAUCGCGGAGCGGACCUCUCAGCUAGGGCGCGCGGAACUGCCUUUUGUUGAGAAGUCGUCGUCCAUUUAUAUCGGACACAACGAGCUUCGCUUCGAUACUUUUGACCCGUGCCAGCGCUGCCAGAUGAUAUGUGUCGAUCAGGCUACGGGAAUGCGACGCAUGGAAAUACUUGCUGCUCUUCCCAAAAAGCAACAGAUCGAUGGAAAAGACGUGUUGGGUAGAUAUGCGGCUAUUUCCACAAUGGGAGCCACGGAAUCUGAGCCAGGGAGGCCCGGCAGAAGGUCAAUUAUGGUGGGAGAUGUUGUGCUACCAUCAUACCAGCAUGAUUGA
Penicillium brevicompactum is the source of this 2580-nucleotide messenger RNA. RefSeq lists its product as uncharacterized. NCBI's taxonomy places the organism in Eukaryota, Fungi, Ascomycota, Eurotiomycetes, Eurotiales, Aspergillaceae. Gene Ontology annotation, biological process: Mo-molybdopterin cofactor biosynthetic process. The transcript has a single exon. The coding region runs from base 1 to 2580 and encodes 859 amino acids. Gene Ontology annotation, molecular function: molybdenum ion binding; pyridoxal phosphate binding; molybdenum cofactor sulfurtransferase activity. The record is from RefSeq and is a predicted model, not a curated record.